CUCUAUCUUACUUUAUUUGAAAGAGGAAAGCCAGUGAGGACCCGUGAGCAAUCCAGCAGCUUCUGAAAAAUCUUCAUGCUAAAGCAUAAUCCAGAAUUCCCUGGAGAAGAACAUAGUGAAUGUUAAUCCAGAGGAGCCGUCAGAGAAUCGUGCUCACGGGGAGAUGAUUCCUCAUGAAGUCACUGGAUCCCUUGCAGAAAUCAAAUGUGACUUUCCGUUUAUCAGACUGAAAUCAGAGCCAGCCAGACAGUGAAGCAAGCACAGUGGAGGGGGGACGGCGAAAGAUGAAAUCCAACCAAGAGCGGAGCAAUGAAUGCCUGCCACCUAAGAAGCGAGAAAUCCCUGCCACCAGCCUGCCUUCGGAGGUGAAGCCGGUCCUGCCAAACGAAAACCACCGUGCGGAUAACCUAGCAUGGCUCCCCAGCACACCUGGCAGCCAGGGCGGCCUGGGGGGCCGGCACCGGCCCGGGGGGACGUCGUCGGUGGAGGCGGGCUUGCAGCAGGGUUUGCACAAGUCGCUGUCUGCAGGGCUGGACUAUUCCCCACCGAGCGCACCCAGGUCCGUUCCAGCCUCCACCACUCUUCCCACGGUGUACUCGCCCGCCCUCUCCCAGUCAGGGACCCCCGUUUCCCCCGUGCAGUACACACACCUGCAGCACACCUUCCAGUUCGUCGGGCCCCAGUACAGCGGAUCGUACACCGGAUUCAUCCCCUCACAGCUGAUUUCCCCAACAGCCAAUUCUGCGACCAGCGCCGUGGCAGCGGCCACGGCCGUUGCGACCACUCCAUCCCAGCGCUCCCAGCUGGAGGCUUAUUCCACUUUGCUGGCCAGCAUGAGCGGCUUAAGCCAGCAGGGCCACAAAGUUGAGCCGCACCUGGUCAGGACACCUGGACUGAUCGCCGCUGGGUCUCCUCCACCCACCCAGCAGAACCAGUACGUCCACAUUUCCAGCUCUUCCCAGAGCACUGUCAGAAACGUCUCUCCUCCAACCAUCCCGGUCCCCCUGCACCCCCAUCAGACAGUGAUCCCGCACACCCUCACCCUCGGCCCUUCCUCCCAAGUGGUGGUGCAGUACACCGACUCGGGGGGCCACUUCGUCACCAGGGAUCCCCCCAAGAAGCCUGAGAGCAGCCGGCUGCAGGCGAUGCAGGCCAAGGAGGUACUGAACGGUGAGAUAGAGAAGAGCCGGAGGUACGGCAUUUCGCCCUCUGCCGACAUGGGUCUAGUCAAAGCAGGCAAUAAACCAGCUCCCCAUCAUUACGAGACCAGGCACGUGGUGGUCCACUCGAGCCCCGCCGAGUAUGGCGCGCGGGAUUCCUCAGGUGUCCGAGCCUCCAUCAUGGUGGUCCCCAACAGCAGCACGCCAACGGCGGACAUGGAGGUGCAGCAGGCCACCAACCGCGAGACCUCUCCUUCAACCCUCAACGACAAGGGAAGCUUGCACUUAGGAAAGCCAGCCCACCGGUCCUACGCCUUGUCUCCGCAGCAGGCUUUGGGCCACGAGGGGGUGAAGGCAGUGGCCACGCUGUCCCCUCACACCGUCAUUCAGACCACCCACAGCGCCUCCGAGCAGCUCCCUGUUGGGCUGCCGGCGACAGCCUUCUACGCCGGGACCCAGCCACCGGUGAUCGGCUACCUGAGCGGUCAGCAGGAAGCCAUCGGGUACCCCGGCAGCCUGCCGCAGCACCUGGUGAUCCCUGGCACACAGUCCCUGCUGAUACCGGUCGGCGGCGCGGACGUCGAGCCGUCAGGAGUCGCGCCUGCGAUCGUCACGUCGUCUCCCCAGUUUGCAGCAGUGCCUCACACGUUCGUCACCACCGCCGUCCCCAAAAGCGAGAACUUCAGCGCAGAGCCCCUCACCACCCAGCCUGCCUACCAGGCCGCCAUGGUGCAGGCGCAGAUCCACCUGCCCGUGGUGCAGUCCAUCGCUUCCCCCGCCGCCGCGCCUCCCACGCUGCCCCCCUACUUCAUGAAGGGGUCGAUCAUUCAGCUGGCCAACGGGGAGCUGAAGAAAGUAGAGGACUUGAAAACAGAAGACUUCAUACAGAGCGCGGAAAUUAGCAACGACCUGAAAAUAGACUCCAGCACUGUGGAGAGGAUUGAAGACAGCCAUAGCCCAGGCAUUGCCGUGAUACAGUUUGCGGUUGGGGAGCAUCGAGCACAGGUCAGCGUGGAAGUCUUGGUAGAAUACCCUUUUUUUGUAUUUGGACAAGGCUGGUCAUCCUGCUGCCCCGAGAGAACCAGCCAGCUCUUUGAUUUGCCAUGCUCCAAACUCUCGGUGGGGGACGUCUGCAUAUCUCUCACACUCAAGAACCUGAAGAAUGGCUCUAUUAAAAAGGGCCAGCCCAUGGACUCAGCUAGUAUCUUGCUGAAGCAUUCAAAGAAUGACAGUCUAGCUGGAAGUAGACACAGGUAUGCGGAGCAGGAAAACGGGAUUAAUCAGGGAAGCGCACAGAUGUUAGCUGAGAACGGUGAACUGAAGUUUCCGGACAAAAUAGGAUUGCCUGCAGCACCUUUGCUCACCAAAACAGAACCCAGCAAGCCCCCCGCAACAAGGAAGAGGAGGUGGUCAGCCCCCGAAACACGAAAACUAGAGAAAUCAGAAGAGGAGCCACCUUUGACUCUUCCCAAGCCUUCUUUUAUUCCUCAGGAGGUUAAGAUUUGCAUUGAAGGUCGAUCCAACCUAGGAAAGUAAAAGUUGUUUG
Messenger RNA from Nipponia nippon (crested ibis), 2706 nucleotides. It is a transcript of the gene ATXN1, whose product is annotated as ataxin 1. Gene Ontology annotation, cellular component: nucleus. NCBI's taxonomy places the organism in Eukaryota, Metazoa, Chordata, Aves, Pelecaniformes, Threskiornithidae. Gene Ontology annotation, molecular function: RNA binding; protein binding. Gene Ontology annotation, biological process: negative regulation of transcription by RNA polymerase II; nervous system development. The record is from RefSeq and is a predicted model, not a curated record.